Molecule: messenger RNA, 1470 nt
Organism: Achroia grisella
Lineage: Eukaryota; Metazoa; Arthropoda; Insecta; Lepidoptera; Pyralidae
Product: B-cell receptor-associated protein 31
Exons: 1
Coding region: 185-868 (227 amino acids)
Biological process (GO): endoplasmic reticulum to Golgi vesicle-mediated transport; intracellular protein transport
Cellular component (GO): endoplasmic reticulum; endoplasmic reticulum membrane
Source: RefSeq, a predicted model, not a curated record
GUUAGACAAAUAAUACACGUCAUUCAUUGGGCCGACCGACAUUAUUCCAUUAUAUAUUUAUUGCGUACUGACUCAUAUAGAUAUUUUUGUCAGCUGUAAUUUCACAACGAUUACGUCAAGAAUCGUUGAAAUAUAUUACCGGUACUAAUCGACGACUAACACAGUGUAGAAACAAACCGUAAACAUGAGUUUACAGUGGACAAUAAUUGCAACGUUUUUAUACGUCGAGAUAGCGAUCGUACUUCUUCUGACUUUGCCAGUGGCGAGUCCUUCUAGAUGGCAAAAGUUCUUUAAAUCGAAGUUUCUAGCAUAUGUAAGUAACCAAGCUUCUAUAUACUUCCUCGUGCUCGUCGGCGUGCUAGUGCUAUGUCUUCUGGACGCCAUUCGUGAAAUACAGAAAUAUUCCAACAUUGAACAGACAGAUCAUCAACAUCUAGAUGCGGAGAUGCAAGGAAACAUGCGCUUGUUCCGCGCCCAAAGGAACUUCUACAUUUCCGGUUUUGCAUUAUUUCUACUCGUUGUUAUCCGGAAGUUGGUCCAGACGACCUCCGAGGUAGCUACUCUGUUGGCGCAAUGCGAGGCGAACUUUAGACAAGCGCAGAGCGCAUCAGCAACAGCCAAAACCUUGCUAGACACACAAGGAUCUGGAGACGAGAAGAACAAAAAAGAAAUUGAUGACCUCAAGGGACAGAUUCAAUUGUUAGAGAGGGAGCUGUCAAAAGAGAAGAAGGAUAAGGAAGCUGUAAAAUCCCAAGCUGAGAGUCUGAACAGAGAGUAUGACCGUCUCGCAGAAGAGCACAGCAAGCUGGAGAAGAAGAUUACAGUUGCGAGGCAAGCGAGUGGAGGUGAUGCUAAAAAAGAUGAGUAAUAGGGCAUUGCCUUGAAGGCAACAUGACUGAUCAUGUUUAAAACUAAUUAUUAUGAAGAUGUCAAUGUCAUUAUAAAGUAAAGUCAAGUAUUGUAAUUAAUUGCAUUUUAUAAUUUGCAAAUUUAUAAUUCAACUUCCUAACAUUUUUAAAUUUUGUAAACUGUAAUUUAUAUAAUCAUGUUAAUGUUCUAUUUCAUUAAUUGAUCAUUUUAAUGUACUUCUAUAAAAUAAUAUUUGUCUAUGGUUUUUGCUAACGGAAGUCUUGAAAAUAUCCAGUAACAGCCAUGUCAAACUACUACUUUAUUAGUUUGUCAUUGUACAUUAUUGGAGAUUCAACAUGCAAUCUUGUAGCUAGUGGAUUAAGGUUAAGAAUGAUUUAAUACAUAUUGCAAGAUAAGAUGUGAUUUGUAGAGGGCAAUGUACAAAUGAAUCAGUUAGUUCUAGAACAUACAUUAACAUAUAAUUAUGUGUAAACAAAUUAAUCUUCACAGUCUCAUUAAUAUAGUAUGUUUGUAUUUAUAAAUUACUACUGGUCCACCAGGCUUCACUUGGGAGUUUAUAACUUUCCGUCUCGGAAGAACGUGCAAUAUAAACAGUGGAAG